AUGGGCAACCAAACGACGACGAGAUCGUUUGGCGGCGACGCGUUCAACGACCAAGAAACGCGCAGCCAACCCUUGGUCGAUUCACCAAUGCUCGGUGUCGAGAAGUUUGAAGAUGAAGACCCGACAGUCUAUCACAUGCACAAACCAUAUGAGUCCGAGAGAUUUACGCGCUGGUUAACCACCUUCGACGACACCUCAAGUGAAGAAGAAACUAUCCUUCCUCUCCCUCUCCUUCCCAAACCUCUUAGUCCAUCCAAGGUUGAGCGUAGACCAGAAUCAUUCCACGAGAUUCUUCUGUCUGAGAAAAGUUUACUGCCUGAAUCAGCGCGGGCCAUACUAGAAGCAGAAAUGAACGCAGACAAGACAGCAGAUUGGACUUCAGAAUGGGCCCAGGAGCUCAGGAGUCUUCAGAGAAAGCAACACCGUUCCAACCUCCAAAAGCAUGGCGGUAAUUCAACCGCUCGAUUGCAAGUCCAACCAACAGCUUGGCGCACGAAGAAAGCCAAAGGGUUUAGAGCCUUGAUGGCGAAGGAGCUNCUUUCUGGCUACAGUAUCGGUACCUUUCUGGAGUUGCCGGUGAUGGAAAGACUGGCAACGUAUCAUGACAAGUUAGAGGCUCCAGGCAUGAACGAGCUAUCCGACCCUUCGACUAUCAGCACCGACCUGCCGACGCAUUGUAUCGCUUCGAUCCCCAAUCAACAUGCUCGUUCGUUCCUGACCGCCUCUGCUCUCGAUCUUCUACCACCCAAACAUCGGGUAGUUUGGCAAGAGGCACAACGCCACUUUUGGAGAAACAAUGUGUUUGUUGUCAAUGCCUCACACCUAAAGGCAGUGCUGAAUAGGCUGGACGCUCGGGUCAAGAGCCAUGUAGCUAUGCUCCACGUCGAUCUAGAGGCUCUAGACGAUCUGGACGAUCUAGCCUGCUACAGUACCUCACACCUCGACAACAACAACAGCCAAUCCCUCCAGACUAUUCACCAGCAAAACCAAGAUCUGAGGCGACUUAUGCAGGAAUGCUACGAGCUAUCUUGGGCGAGGAUCCAUGUACACAGCGAAUGGAUGAAGGGCGACAUUUACGACCUGGUAAAAGCUCACCGCGUAUGCCAGUCUUUUACAGACCAGCACAGAUGUCGAUACAUUGUCCAAUACAACAAGAUCUGCAUGAAUACUCAGCGACGUGUGGAGUAUCUGACAUGGCUUCUCUGCAAGUCGUUAAAGUGCAAGGAGAACACCGUCUUCAUCGAUGUCGAGCAUCUUGGUCUCGACGGUACCACGACAAUCCUCGAAGUCAAAAUCGACCAUGCAAAGCUUGACAAGGUCGACAAAGAGAUACGAGCAGCCUGGAAGGAACAGAGAGAACGCAAGAAGAAGGAACAACACAACGACUCGCGAGCACCAAGAGUGCCAUCUGUCAAGAAGUUCAAAGGGGUCGAGCUGAUCGACCUGACCUAA
Molecule: messenger RNA, 1452 nt
Organism: Aureobasidium vineae
Lineage: Eukaryota; Fungi; Ascomycota; Dothideomycetes; Dothideales; Saccotheciaceae
Source: the annotation of a GenBank genome assembly